Molecule: messenger RNA, 4589 nt
Organism: Rubroshorea leprosula
Lineage: Eukaryota; Viridiplantae; Streptophyta; Magnoliopsida; Malvales; Dipterocarpaceae
Source: the annotation of a GenBank genome assembly
AGUAUAUAACUUUGGAUCCCUUUUUACCACUAAUUUCCCGCCUUGACUUGUCUUUGUCUAUGCAGGCACCUUCCAGGAAAGAUGUCCAUACCUUUUUGAUCAUCAACACCCCUGCAUUAUUGAGUCACCCACUUCCUUCAAAUUCUUUCCUUCUUCUUUUUCAUCCCAACCCAUUCUCACUCUCUUUCAUCGAUCUUUCCAGUUUAAGACUCUCGUCUUUCGGAUAUUCUUUUUCUGCAAAAUUUUCUUGUUCAAACGCAUCUCCACUUGCAUAUUCUGAUCCGAUCCAGUUAGCAUUCAGAAGCAAAGCUUAAGGCAAGGGAGGUACCCUCGACCUUUGGAUCCUUCUUUAGCAUCGACUCCUAGUAUCAGCACUGUUGAGUUUAAGUUGCCUAAUCUCAAAUUCUUUGCUUCUUCGACUUCAAUCCAUUCCAAACUCUCUUCAUCUUUCUCCAGCUACUCCACCAAAAAAAUAAAAAAAACAACAACGAAAGUCUUCUUGUUCAAAAGCAUCUGCACUCAGAGUUACCAUUUCAGAGGUACAACGAAAGGCAAAGAUCAAAUUAGUUGUUCCAACACAAUGGAAGUCCUGUCUAUGGUUGCUCAACCUCUUUUGUCAGCGACUUUUGAUUGGAUGCUCCAAAAGUUGGAUGGUUUCAUUUCCAGCAAUUCCCAUCGAUUGCAGGAAGAGAUCCAUGCCGAUCUGGAAAAAUGGAGGACCUUGGUACCGCAACUCCGUGGCUUGCUCAAAGAUGCAGAAGAGAAGCAACUCCAUGAAAAUUUCGUGAAGGCCUGGCUUGAUGAUCUUAAGGACUUGGCUUAUGAUAUAGAUGACAUUUUUGAGGAAUCGAAGGCUGGUGUGGAUGUUCAGAGCACCUUGAUAGUAAGACCUCAACAAGGCAGCAGCAGCAGAUUUAUCCCAGCAACAUGCUUCUCUUGUUUCAAAGGCAAUGAUUUCAUGUUUGAUUCUGAAACCAUUUCUAAGGUGAAGGAUAUUUCUAAGAGGUUGAAAAACUUGGCUGACACAUCCAUCACACUUGGCCUAGUGAGUUUAAGAGUGCAAGCUGGAGAGCAGCCCAACAGAGUGGCUGCAUCAAGGAUCACCACUUCUCUGCCUGAUUCUUAUGUUUGUGGUCGGAAGAGUGAUAAAGAGGAUAUUCUUCGAGAGUUGCACAAUGACGGAGGCAAUGAUAAAGGAUAUUCUGUAAUUCCCAUUGUUGGAAUGGGAGGUGUUGGGAAAACAACAUUGGCUCGACUUGUUUACAAUGGGGUGAAGGAGGGAAGCUUUGAAACUAAAGUCUGGGUUUGUGUUUCCAAUCAAUUUGAUAUUUUGCGCAUAACAAGAACAAUUUUAGAGGCAGUAUCUAAUGACAAGUGUGAUUCGAAGGAUCUUAAUCUGCUUCAAGAAAAAUUGAAGGAAAAAUUAUCUUGUAAGAAGUUUCUUCUUGUUCUAGAUGACGUUUGGAAUGACGUCUACCAAGAAUGGGAGACCCUACAAAAACCUUUCAAAUCAGGAUUAGCUGGAAGCAAAAUAAUAGUCACAACUCGUAAUGAGCGUGUUGCAGUAAUUAUGGGUGGGAAAGGCAAGAUUCACUGGCUAAAAGAAUUAGAAUUUGAAGAAUGCUUGCCAAUUUUAGCUCAGCAUGCCUUAGGAGAAGAGAACUUUGAUGCACAUCCAAUUUUGAAAGAAGUUGGUGAAGAAAUUGCUAAAAGGUGCAAUGGCUUGCCAUUGGUUGCCAAAGUCCUAGGGGGCCUCUUAUGUGGUAAGCUCGAAGUUAAAGAUUGGGAACACAUAUUAAACAGUAAAUUGUUGAAUUUGCAAUUAGGCAAAAGUGGGAUUCUGCCACCCUUGAUGCUAAGCUACCAUGAUCUUCCUUCUCAUUUAAAGCAAUGUUUUGCACAUUGUGCUUUGUUUCCUAAAGACUACCUAUUUAAGGAGGAUGAGUUAGUUAUGUUGUGGAUGGCAGAGGGACUCUUGCAACAACAACUGGAGGAGCAAAAUAGAUUGGAAGAAAUUGGGCAUCUAUAUUUUCGUGAGUUACUUUCAAGAUCAUUUUUUCAGCAGUCUAGCGAGAAUGAAUUAGAGUAUGUAAUGCAUGAUCUCAUACAUGAUUUAGCUCAAUUUGUUGCUGGAAGAACAUGCCACAACCUGCAAAAUAUGUUGGAGGUUGAUAAGAAAUCUAAAGUGAAAUUUGAGAAGGUCCGUCAUUUAUCAUUCUACCAAGGUGAUUAUGAUAUCUCUGAGAAAUUCAAAGUUUUGAAUGAAAUGAAGAGUUUACGGACGAUGAUUCCUGCUAAUCCAAAAGCUGCUGGGUGCUAUUUAUCAAAGACAGUGGUGCUUGAUUGGAUACCAAAAUUAAGGUGCUUAAGGGCAUUAUCUCUUCAAGGUUAUUGUAUAAGAAAACUACCAGAUUCAAUCAGAGAUUUAAAAUGUUUAAAGUACAUUAAUUUGUCUGAAACUAGGAUACAAAGUCUACCUGAAUCAAUAGUUUUCCUCCUCCAGUUACAGACAUUGUUGUUAUUCAACUGUAGAAGCUUUUCAAAGUUUCCUGAAAUGGAGGUCCUUAGCAGGUUAAAACCACAUCUAAAAUUGAAAAGUCUCUCAAUUAUUUGCUAUGGUGGCAAGGAAUUCCCGUCCUGGUUUAGUUGUCCAUCAUUUUCUAAUUUAUCAUACUUGAAGCUGUGUGAGUGUAGAAGCAGCACUUUAUUACCAUCAUUGGGGCAAUUACCAGCACUCAAAGAAUUGAUUGUGGAAGGCAUGGAUGCAAUAGAAACGGUUGAUUCUAAGUUUUAUGGGCAUGGCACUUUUCAAUCUCUUAAGAAGCUGGAGUUUCGUCGCAUGUUAGCUUUGAAGGAAUGGACUUCAACAAUAGAAGGCGGAGUGGGAUUCCCAUGUCUUCGUGAGCUUGUGAUUGAAAAUUGUCCUAAGCUGAUGGGAGAAUUACCUAGCCACUUGUCUUGUCUUACAAAUCUUGUAAUCAGAGGAUGCCCAGAGUUAAGAUGCCCAUCAUCUAUGAGUCUUCAAUCACUACAAAAGCUGAAUAUUGAAGACUGCAAUGUGGUCUUUUUGAAUAGCUUGGUUGAUCUCAUCUCUCUUACUAGCUUGGAAAUUAAGAGAAUUUCAGGACUUGUUUGCUUGGCUAGGAGUUUUAUUGAGUCCUUGAUAGCAGUUGAGAAGGUGGAGAUUAAAGAAUGCCUCGAGCUUACUUGUUUAUGGGAGGAAGGUGCCGAGAUAGAAAACCUUGCUCGUCUUGAGAAAAUGAACAUUGGGAGCUGCCCUCUUCUUGUUUCAUUGACAGGGAAAGAACAUGGCCUUCUUCCUUUCAAUCUUAAACAUCUCACACUUUCAAGUUGCAAGGCUUUAGAGUCAUUAACUGAUGCGAUGAUGAUGAAGGUAGAUGGAAGCAGUAGCAGCAACAACGUAUUGAGACUUGAAUCAUUAAGCAUCUACAAUUGUGAUUCUCUCAAGUGUCUACCCACCACCACGGUUAAACACUUGAUAAUUGAUGGAUGUGCAAAUUUUGAGUCUUUACCAGAUGGAGUAUUAUUACAAGAUAAUGGUGAAAGCAAAAGCAAUCUUGAAUCUUUGAGAAUAGAGGAACUUCCAUCUCUAAAUUCUGUUGGGAGUGGUCAUCUGCCAGCUUCUCUCAAGAAAUUUACUAUUGAAGGUUGCAAGAGGUUGGAAUCAUUUCAAGAGAGGCUGCUGCAACAUUGUAGGGGACUUGAAUUCAUUCGAAUCGAGGAUUGUGAAGUAUUGAGAAGCUUAUCACUUGAUGGCCUCAGCAAUCUUCGUGAUUUGCAGAUUUGGGGUUGUGCAGUUUUAGAAUUCCUCCCAGAAAUGGGCCUCUCCUUGCCCAAUCUUAGAUCUUUGAGCAUUGACGAUUGCCCACGGUUGGAGCGCAUUCCAGAUGGGGGUUUUCCCCCAAACUUCACAGAUCUUAAAUUAGUAAAUUGUCAGAAUCUCAACUUCCUACCAAAUACAAUGAAUGAGCUUACAUCGAUUCAGAUACUGAGGAUAACUGGUUGUCCAGGCAUCAAAUCCAUUCCAGAUGGGGGUUUUCCCCCAAACUUAACAGAUCUUUACUUAGACGGUAAGUAUCUGAAGCAGCCGGCAGUGGAACGGGGCCUCCGCAAUCUUACCUCUCUUCAAAGCUUUAGCAUUUAUAACACGUGUGCUCCUCUUCUGGAUAUUGUGCUUCCUUCUUCUUUAACAUAUCUACGGAUAGAAAAUGCAAAGAAUCUGAAAUCCAUACCCAGAGGGCUCCUCCAAAACCUCAACUCUCUUCAAUCUUUAUGGAUUUGGGACUGCCCAAAGCUACGGUCCUUGCCGAGGGAAGGCCUGCCUCUGUCGCUUGGAUCUCUCUCCAUCUUUAAAUGUCCGCUUCUAAAACUACAACGCUUUGAGGAGAAAGGAGAAUAUUGGUCUCUCACCCGUACCAUCCCUCACGUCCGAAUAAAUAAUGAUGAGCUAUAACCACCAAAGCCAAUUGUUACCUGAGUGAAAUCUGGAAUAAAGCUACAGACUUAUCAUUGAGGUAUAUUUCUUUUCUUUUUAAUAGCUUAAAUUAUAAUAUAUCUGCAUAUAUUGU